GCUGGCUGGCUGGCUGGCUGAGAGGAGGGCGGCUGUCUGUCUGUCUCCUCCCACCUUGUCUUAGGAGAGCGCGUGCUCUUCGAUCCUCCCUCCCAUCCCAUGAGGGCGCCCGCCUGGAGGAGCUGCCGCAGUGGCAUCGAUCCAGCUCCGCCCAGGCAGAGGCGAGGGGCGAUGCUUGGCGAUUUAUCGGGGUUCCUUCCUCAUCGGAUGAGGGGACAGGCUGGGGAUGAGGAAGGGUCUUUUAAGGGCGGGGGCUCCACAACCUCACCACACCAUGCAAGUAGCUGAGGAUGCCUGCACCACUUUGGAGGAUGAGCUGCUCUUCUGUGAAGACUGCCGCCUUUAUUUCCGGGACUCCUGCCCCCAGCAUGGACCCCCUACCUUUGUGGCUGACACACCCGUUCCAGAAAGGGCUCCUUCACGAGCCCUGCUGUCCCUGCCUGAGGGACUUCUAGUCAAGGAGCGUUCCCAAGGGGGCUUUGGAGUCUGGAGCGCUCUCCCAGCCCUACCUCGUGGCUGCAUCUUUGGACCUUAUGAGGGGGAAGUGGUCCGGGAACAUGGCAACUGCACCCGUUAUUCCUGGGCGGUGCGGGAGAAUGGCUCCUAUUUCUUCGUCAAUGCAUCUGAUGAUUCCAAAUCCAACUGGAUGAGAUAUGUGGCAUGCGCCUCCACCGAGGAUGAACAGAAUCUGACAGUUUUCCAGUACCGGGGCUAUAUCUACUACCGGGUCAGCCAAACCAUACCUGCUGACACAGAGCUGCUGGUGUGGAUAGGAGAGGAGUAUGCCCGCACUCUGGGAUUGCGCUUGGCAGAGGUUCUCAAACUGAGAUGCGCAGAAAUUUUGCCGGAGAGUCUAGAAUAUCUUAUUUUUCACCGCAAGGAUGGAGGACAGGCUGACAAGGCCCUACCUAGCUUGGGAGUGGCGGGGAGCUGUGCUUUUCAUUAUACAGCACUGGUUUUGACAGUGAUGCUGGCACUGAAAGGUGAGCAUUUUAAGUAUGAAUUUGGUGAGAAGGAGCUGCUGAUGAAACUCUUCCAAGAGCUGCACCUCAAGACCCCGGCGUCACCUCCUGUUCCCCACGCCCCUUCCUCACGCACCCAGUACCUAUGCGGAGAUGCCACUGCCUCUUCCCUCCUACCCCUCCACAAGCCAGGCCUUCCCCUAGGAGGAAGCACUUUUCCCCUAUUGGAAGGGACGCAGAACCUGGUGGGGCUGGGAAGGGCUCAGAGCCGCUACUGGACUUUUUUUGGGUUUCAGGGGGAUGCCUAUGGCCGCAUCUUGGACAAAAGCAAGAUCAUCUGCAAGCUGUGUGGGGUCCGUUUGAGCUACAGCGGCAACACCACCAACUUGCGCCAGCACCUCAUCUACAAGCACCGUUGCGAGUACAACCAGCUGGUCGGGACACAAACGACCGCCCUCGACAAAGGGGUUGUAGGGACAGGUGAGUUUGGAGCCCCCCGGCCUCCAGCCCCCGGCAGGACCACGCGGGCAGUGGCUGAUUUCAUUGUGCUGGACCUGAUGCCCGUGGAGGUGGUGGAAGGAGAAGGGUUUGGGCAGAUGCUGGGGGUCCUAGAUCCCAGCUACAAACCCCCAGACGCCAACUCCCUGGCCCACACUGUGCUGAAGGACAUGUACACCCACGUAAAGGGGAAAAUCUGGGAGCUGGUGCGGAUCCUGCCCCAGUGCUCUCUCAGCUUGGACAUCUGGCGCCACAGCAACACCCUCACCUACCUCACUCUCUCCGUGCACUAUGUGGAUGACUGCUUUGAAGCCCGGGCACGUGUCCUCUCAAGCCGCCCCGUCCCUGAAGAGCCCAGUGCCGAAAGCCUGGUGGAGGCCCUUGCCGAGGUGGCCAAGGAGUGGGGGGUGCGGGAAAGCACCUCAUACACCAUUGGGGGCCUUGGUCCUGCCACCCAGCAGGCUGCCGCAGCGCUUGGCUGGACCGCCCUGCCUUGCAUCGGGCAGGCCUUGCGAGCGGCCAUGGAGGCCGUGCUUAGCCAGCCAGCAGCACAAAGCGCCUUUGAACGGCUCCGCCGCUUGGCAUCCUGGGCACUGGCCGGGGCAGGCCGCAGUGAGAAACUGUGGACCCAGGAGCCCCUCCUGCAAGCUCACCUCAGCCGCUUCUUACGAGAGGGGGGCAAAUGGCAUAGCAUCUACGUAGUCCUGCAGGGUUUGCUGGAGCAUAGUGACCCUCUGGCAGGGCUCGGCCCAGACGGGGAGGCCACCCUACGUCCACAAGACUGGGCCGCCCUUCAGGAUACGGUCAAAGUGCUCAAACCCAUGGCAAUUGCUACCUCAACGUUUACCAAAGACCCCUUUUCUAGCCUGUCCCUAGUAAAGCCCGUGCUGACCAGUCUCCUUUACAAGCAUUUGGUGGCCAGCGAGUGGGACUCCCCCUUGGCCCUCGAAGCCAAAGCAGCAGCCCAGAAGGAGCUGAACCAACACUUCUCCAGCCCAGAUGUCAGCCAGGCCCUCAACCUGGCCUGUGCUCUGGACCCCCGCUUCCGUGGCCUUGAUUUCCUGAGCCACACAGACCGGGUGGAAACCAUGCACUUGCUCAAGACAGAAGCCUCACAUCUGGCAGAGGUGCCAGCAGCAUUGACCUCCAGCAUGCCUGAUGUGGCCUCGCCACCAUCCCCGCCAGCCAAACUGCCAAAGCAAGAUGCAGGGAUCGAGUUUCUGCUGGGAGACUUGUGCAGCAUGCGCAGCGCCUCAGGCGUCAGCUCUGCACAUCAGCAGGUAGAGCAAGAGACCAGUAGCUUCCAGUCCAGCAAGGCCUCCGCCUUGGGCCAGGAGCCUCUGCAGUGGUGGAAGACCCACCACACUCAGUACCCGCUGCUGGCCCGGGCAGCCCGCAAGCUGCUUGGCGUGCCUGCCACCUCGGUGCCUGCCGGCUGGCUCUUCGGCAGCGCCGGCGAUGCCAUCCACACCAAGCGCCAAGCCCUGACGCCGGAGCACGUCGAUAUGUUGGUGUUUCUCCAUGGCAACCGAGCCAUACUCUAUUAGGACACGGGAAGGGAGUGGGUUUGGGUGGGCAGGGCCUUUGCCUGCAUCCUUUAGCAGAAUCCUGUCCCCCUUUCCCCACAAGGGAUUGCAAACGGUAGCCAAAGGGCUUCCAGAGGCCCUCUUCCAUCUGUCCUUUCUUCUGCUGGGCGGCAGCAAAUGGCUGACUGUCCUUGAGGGGAGAGGCAUGAUGGUCUGUGUGUUUUGGAGAGAAGAGGAUAAAGAGGAGCAGAGCCAAACCAUUUGGGCGUGUUUUUUUUGAAGGCAGAGAAGAGGGGUGCCUGUGCAUCAGCCAAAAUGGUCUGUGAAGUAAAAGAUGCAGCUAUUGCUGUAGUAAAUCAUUUGGAAGAACAGGAAUAGUCCAUUUUGGGGUGAUCUGGGGGGAGGGAGAGGAGGCUGAGGACAGAAAUAGUUCAUGAGGGAUAGAAGGCCUGAUGUGCAGGAACAUUCCAUAUGUGCAACACAAAUGGGGGAUGGACAUCAGGAAGAAUUAAGAUGGGCAUGGUUUGUAUAGCACUUGUUUAGUGUAUAUUACAGCUCCUUUCCUUCCUGGUAUAAGGCAUGCAGCAGAGGACAGGGAUGGUCCAUGAAAGGAAAGGAGGGAGCAUUUGAGGACAGGAACAGUCCAUGAAGAAGAUGGGGGAGGCCACAGAGGAAUAGAGGUAGGGCUGGAAUAUCUCAUGUGUGCAGCGGGGGCAGGCAGAACUCCUGACUAGGUAGAUGAGGGGGGGAUUCAUGCCAGGGAAGCGAAUAGAGAAAACUACAGGGACUUGGGGGGGGGGGGCUGAACACAGAAAUAGCUCAUAUUGGAUGGAGAAGAGGGGAAAAUAGCAACAUGGAAUAUUCCAAGUGGGCUGGGUUGUAAUUAGCCAUGUAUUGCAGGGUAGUGGUGGAGAGAGUUUUUCGAUGGUAAGUGGUAUGGUCUCCCCCCCCCCUCCAAAAAAGUUACCUUUCCUUCUAAAAUGAAAAAUCAUUGGGGCCAGAUGUUCUUUGAGAUUAAGGAAAGGAGCGUUAAUGGUUCAGCAUUCCAAGCAGCAAUUUGAGGAGGGAUUUCAUCAGAAGACAAGCAAAAUCAUACCUUUAGCUUCCUUUUUCUUGAGCAGGGGUCUUGGGGAUAGAACAAAAUUGUGGCUGGGUAGCCCCCCUCAGCCCCUGUAGCAUCUCCCAUGCACUGUGAAAUUCGGUGACCGUGUCUGCCUUCUUUUCCUGCCACUCCCUUGGAGAGGGGGGGAGGUGGCGAGUCCAAGAAACAGAUCAAAGAGAAGAAAUUGGUUGGGGGUGGGAAGCAAAGAUGAUGUCAGGCACCAACUCCUCUUUGGAAGCAGUAAUGCCCUCUGUCCUCCACUUCCAGCCAUCUGGGCAAUCAGUUGACAUAAUAAACCAAAGAAAGUAUUACCCAUCCUUUUCUUACUCACUCUCCGUCUUUCCCCCCUUCAUGUACACACACCCCUUCUUCGCCUCCACCCCCACAUUUGCAUGUAGUUGAAAUGUUAACAUUUGUAACACAAAGAGAUGAAGGAACAAAGCUGAAAAAAGUGAACAGAGGUUAUUCUCCCCCCCACACCAGUUAUUAUUCCCCCACAUCUUUCAAGGGGGAAGGGGUUACGAGCUUUCCCCCACCUCCUCCCUAUUCAGUCUUGAAAUGUGUUUUUUUGUUUGUAUGUUUUUUUAAAAAAUUAAUCAUCGCUUCAACAAGAAAAUAAAAAUGCUUUAUUUUAAAA
This is a messenger RNA of Rhineura floridana, 4725 nucleotides long. RefSeq names its product E3 SUMO-protein ligase ZBED1-like. The coding region runs from base 227 to 3007 and encodes 926 amino acids. The transcript is spliced from 7 exons. The record is from RefSeq and is a predicted model, not a curated record. Gene Ontology annotation, molecular function: DNA binding; protein dimerization activity. Lineage: Eukaryota; Metazoa; Chordata; Lepidosauria; Squamata; Rhineuridae.